CGGGCUCAUCCGAUCAACGCCAGCAAUGUUUCAUGAGAUCGUGUGAACCAAUUGAAGAUCCACCGGGUAGAACUACAACAACUGCUACAGGCUGUCGGCCACCUGAGAGUAUUGCAAAUGGGUUUUACACGCCGGUUGAGACACUCUACAGUGUCGGUGAUGUGGUGCAGUAUGGAUGCGAAAUCGGGUUUCGCUAUAUCGGUAAACUGAAAUUGAAAUGCUCGGCGAAAGGACGCUGGAACAGAAAUCCACCCGAAUGUCGAGCCAAGGAAUAAUGCAAUGAAACUGAUGAUACUGUGGCACUGCCAUAUAUGGUAGUGUUAGUGUUAGGUAAUAUCAAUGAGUGACUGUUGCUGAUUGGCUGUUUUGCAAUACACUGAUAAGUAAUGUUAGAGGUUGUAGCAGUUAAUUGACUAACAACGUCUUUGAAAGGAUUUUUAAUUUAGCAUUGAAGUGGGUCUGUUUUCUACUUAACAAUUUUGUGAUUGGCUAAUUUUAAUUACAUCUAAACGU
Molecule: messenger RNA, 513 nt
Organism: Corticium candelabrum
Lineage: Eukaryota; Metazoa; Porifera; Homoscleromorpha; Homosclerophorida; Plakinidae
Product: mannan-binding lectin serine protease 2-like
Exons: 2
Coding region: 33-275 (80 amino acids)
Source: RefSeq, a predicted model, not a curated record